Molecule: messenger RNA, 1026 nt
Organism: Trypanosoma theileri
Lineage: Eukaryota; Euglenozoa; Kinetoplastea; Trypanosomatida; Trypanosomatidae
Product: putative radial spoke protein 3
Exons: 1
Coding region: 1-1026 (341 amino acids)
Cellular component (GO): cilium
Source: RefSeq, a predicted model, not a curated record
AUGCAGGAACGAAAUGUAACGACUUCUACAGGCGCCAUGGCGUACACAUUUCAACACCCGCCGCAGGGUUUUGUGCACCCGCAGUACCGCGACCCCGCAGUCCCGUCCGCCUCCGCCACCACCACGACUAGCAUGGGCCGCAAACAGUAUGCGAACAUUAUGCAUGAUCGUCGUGUGUACAGGGGAAGUACAUAUGCGGCGACGCCAGUCUCUACGCAUAUGAAGGAGGAAGAGGCGAGGAAAGAACGUGAACUCCUGCGGCGGAAGAAGGAAAUGGCAGAACGAGCGGCAUCUAUUAAACGUCGUAAAGAAUUGGAUGCAGCGCAGCGGCGACUUGCCACCCCACCGCCUGUAGUUGGCCGACAGCACAUUGAUGUGCAGACUGAAGAGUUCCUAGAGGAGCUUAAGGAUGAGGUGGAGGUUGUUCAGCAGGAAACACAAACAGAUCCCAUGCUGGAUCGUCCAGCAACUCCAAAAUAUGUUCCAACCAAAUCUGGUAGAGAUGCUGAGACGCAAAUUCAUGAAAAAGAUUUAUUUCAUUUUGAUGAUGCGGUGGAUCCCAUACUGGAUGUGAUGGUUGGAAAGACAAUGGAGCAGGCUAUGCUGGAGGUACUGCAGGAGGAGGAAUUGGAAUUAUUGCGGCAACAACAGUUGGAGUUUGAGCAACGUCGUAAAGAGGAGUUAUUGGAGGCACAACGACUGGAGGCACGUGAGAAACGUCUCUUUGAAGAGAAGGAAAGACGUAAGAAGCAAGAAAUUGAACGUAUUCAACGAGAGAAAGAGACACGGGAGAAGUUGCAGGCACGACAAUUCGCAAAGGUGUAUUUAAUGAAUCUCGAAAACAGAGUGUUUGCGCGAUUGCAGGAUGAGGGAUGGUUCCAAGACCGUGUUGUGCAUGAAGUGGAAUUUGACUUCUUCCCAUGGUUGAUGGAUGAAGUGAAGGUGGAGUUGGAGAAGAAGCAGCGGGCCCGUCUGCUCGUGGACGAUCUCAUUCGCCAAGUAGUCGCCAUGCAGUUGGAAGCAUGA